Molecule: messenger RNA, 866 nt
Organism: Drosophila ficusphila
Lineage: Eukaryota; Metazoa; Arthropoda; Insecta; Diptera; Drosophilidae
Product: thioredoxin-1-like
Exons: 1
Coding region: 474-797 (107 amino acids)
Source: RefSeq, a predicted model, not a curated record
AAUCGCCUAGAUUUCUCAAUUUUUAAUAAAAACCAAGUAAACCAUCCAUAAUCAUUUUAUUUCAUUUUAAUUUUAUUAUCGCCAAUAAUUCAGCUCCUUAAUAACUAGGAAGUAAGUAUAAUCAUUAUAACCUACAUUAUAAUUUGUUUAUUUCUUUUGUCAUUCGGUUUUGUUUUAAUCCCAAAAAAUUUACUUUUGUUUUUAGAAUUUAUUUAUUAAACUUACUCUUGCAUGCAAAUAUGUAUGUAUGGGUGUUGAAAUUGGGAGACCACUCGAAAUUCUGCACGGACGCUUUUGCGACAAUCUGGCGAGGCGCCAAAAUUGGAGGGUAUUCCAGUCUCCAAGCACGGUUUGGACUUAUAAAAUCCCCCAUGGAACAGCGGAGGUUUCCAGUGAAGCUUCGAAGGGUGCCCACGUUGCCCGCAAAGUUCUUGAAAUUACAACUUUAACCGCAGUACUUAUAAUCCGCGAAAAUGUUGUCUGUCCGUACAAGGAGCGAUUAUGAAAAGAAAAUCGAGUCGGCGGGCGACAAACUCGUCGUCUUGGAUUUCUACGCUGAUUGGUGCGACUCCUGCAAGGAACUCGAGGGCACCGUGAAGGCGCUGGCCAGGAAGUACUCAUCCAAGGCAGUGAUAAUCAAAAUCGACGAGGACCGCUUCGUAAAUCUGGCGGAACGCUACAAGAUCGACUUUAUCCCCACCUUCAUCUUUCUCAAGAAAAAGCACCGCGUGGCCUCGUACUCCGGUGGCAAUAAGAUAAUGCUCACCAGGAUGAUGGCCAGAUUGGUGAAGUCCUAAGUCAUAUAUUGGAGCAGGCUCCCAUUUAUGUAAUCCAUGUGAAUGCAACAAUUUGCUUAAUAAUCUUAA